AUGACCGACGCUCCCUUCACCUUCCUGCCACUGGGGGCAAUCAUCCAAUCCAUCAAAGUUAAAGACACAAACAUCGUACUUGGAUUUCCCACCCAGGAGCAAUAUGUCCAAUAUAACACCCCAUACUUCGGCGAGACUAUCGGCCGAGUCGCAAACCGCAUCAAAGGCGCCAAGCUUGACAAUGUGAACGGCCAAGUCUACCCGUUGGCUGCCAACAACGGCCCAAACACACUGCACGGCGGCAACGUAGGCUGGGGCAAACGUAUCUGGAAAGGCCCAACGCCAGUUGGAAUCAAGCAGAUCCCAGGAGUUGAGGGCCUCCAGGGCGGAGAAAGCGUCGCAUUCACACUUGUCAGCGAGGACGGAGACGAGGGCUUCCCUGGCACGGUAGAGACGACAGUUAUCUACACUGCGGGUACGCAGACCGUCAAUGGGAAGGAGGUGCUCGUCCUGGGAAUCGAAUAUGAAGCCAAGUUGGUGGACGGUGCUGACGAGACUCCCAUCAACUUGACGAACCAUUCGUAUUUCAACCUCACGGGAGACGCCAACACUGACGGCACUGUCGUCACACUGGGCUCAAAGUUCCAUUUACCCAACGACGAGCACUCUGUUCCUACAGGGGGACCCGUUCCCCAUGCUACUAUUGAUACGACGAAACCAUUCACGCUUGGCGCAACUGAUCCCCAGGUGGACAACUGCUUCACCAAGACGACAGACCCGGCUUCUGUACCAAUGGACACGCGCUCGCAGCCGCUUGCUCGAGACUUGGCUGCGUACCAUCCUAAAACGGGGAUCCAUUUGGAGGUGUUGAGCACUGAGCCGUCGUUCCAGUUCUAUACCGGUGACUUUACAGAUGUGCCGGCCGUGGAGGGAGCUUCUGCAAAGGGGGGACGCAGCGCCUUCUGCUGUGAGCCUGGACGAUGGGUAAACGCCGUUAAUGUUCCUGAGUGGAAGAGCAUGACCAUGCUGAAGAAGGGCGACAUAUAUGGCGCCAGGAUUGUGUACAAGGCCUGGUCUGACUAG
This is a messenger RNA of Pochonia chlamydosporia 170, 1023 nucleotides long. Its product is annotated as aldose-1-epimerase. Gene Ontology annotation, molecular function: aldose 1-epimerase activity; carbohydrate binding. Gene Ontology annotation, biological process: glucose metabolic process; beta-D-galactose catabolic process via UDP-galactose, Leloir pathway. Lineage: Eukaryota; Fungi; Ascomycota; Sordariomycetes; Hypocreales; Clavicipitaceae. The transcript has a single exon. The coding region runs from base 1 to 1023 and encodes 340 amino acids. The record is from RefSeq and is a predicted model, not a curated record.